ACCACUUUUUUCGACUAUAAAUAUGAGGUGGGGUUGUUGUCAUUGUCACGCCUUCCCUCUUCUCUCCUUCGUCGAUCCUUCUACCUAUCUCUUUCAGGUAACUAUGUCGUCUGUCACGUGGUCGUUCGAUGAGUCUGUCGGUGAAGAAGGUCGGGGGUAUGCUGAUGAUGCGGCAGAGUUGUUUUCGUCCGUAGGGUCUUCCAUCCUGGGCUCUGUUGAAGGAGGAGAUCAACCAUUGACGUGGGAAGUUGCCGGAAAUACUUCUGCCGAGGUCGUUGGCUCCUCCAAUGAAACUGAGGAGGAAGGAGAAGUGGAAAUAGAAAUUGACGCGAUCGGAGAGUGGGAUGGAGUUACCACUGCUCCUCCUCCAACCGUUCCUAGAUGGGCGUUCUUCGCGUGCUGAACUUAGCUCCCACCCAGCUUCAUCCAAACGGGUGGGCUUACAUUUAGACGUUUACCGUUGUUUGCACCGCCCUUGCCCUUACGUCUACACCAACUUCCUUUCUCUAUUUUUUUUCGUGCCCUACCUCACCCCAAUAAAUCGUGGACUUCCCUGUUGCCCGUUAAGGAUCAACAACUAUUCACUCUUGUUAAAAUAGAAUGGCUCAAUUUUCUCACACCAAGAGGGGGGUGAAUUGGAGAAGUGUAAAAUCAAAAGCUUUUAAAAUCUUUUUUGCAAAA
This is a messenger RNA of Vigna angularis (adzuki bean), 681 nucleotides long. RefSeq lists its product as uncharacterized. The transcript is spliced from 2 exons. The coding region runs from base 23 to 403 and encodes 126 amino acids. The record is from RefSeq and is a predicted model, not a curated record. Lineage: Eukaryota; Viridiplantae; Streptophyta; Magnoliopsida; Fabales; Fabaceae.